This is a messenger RNA of Cladocopium goreaui, 3927 nucleotides long. The record is from the annotation of a GenBank genome assembly. NCBI's taxonomy places the organism in Eukaryota, Dinophyceae, Suessiales, Symbiodiniaceae.
AUGAGGCGAUUGUUCAAUGAGAGUUACGCCAACAUAGCUUCAGACAUCAAGGUGAGGUCAGAGGCUACAGACGAUACGCCGGUGAGGCGCCUAGCCCCUGCGGAACGUGCCAGCAGGUUGAAAGACCAACAGCAGAGACUUGGAGGUCUGAGCAUCACUGGACAGUACGAGCCUGGAGACACCUUAGUGGACAAAUGCAUCAGCAUUUAUGACAGUGACAGGUUACAGUAUGUGGAAUGGUCUGCAUCGGUGUCACGUGAACAUGAGCUUUUGUCAGGGACGAAGAAGGAUGCCUCACUUACUUUUGACUCAUCGGGUUCACUCAAGUUGUCAAAGCUUCAAAAGACAGAACCUUGUUCGACAGGAACCGAGAUACAGGUGCGCUAUUGCUUGGUUAGGCGCGCUUUGGCCUUCGACCAGGCGAACCUGAUUGAGUUCAAGUUGUUGGAGGCUUGGAGUGAAAAAUUGAUGCAGAGCAGAUUAGAAGACCCGGCACCAGGCUAUGCCAGGACAACCAUGAAACAACUUGAGCUUGCUGACAGGAAAUUGUUUUGCGUGCUUGCUGAGAAAACCAGGGAAGGUAUCAAAACCACCAUCAAAGGCAGACCUCUUGACCUGGUGUUCAAGGAAUGUUCAGAAAGCUCAGAAGUCCUUGCGUUGUUGCAGCCCAGACAGGGUACAGUCUCGGCGGAAAAGGUGAAGGAGGUGCGUGGCAACUCAGCAGAACCACCCACCAAACGAAUCAAACGAGAGACUGGAAAGAAGGGCAAGGGCAAAGGUAACAGCAGUGCUUUUGUGCGUAUUCCACACGAUCUACUGAAGCUGAACUGUGUUGGCGAGCCAGCAGAGGUCAUGCAUGAUGACACAACGAAUUCUUUUUCAGAUACACCUGCACAGGAGAAUUUUUCAGAUGUUGAGAAAAUUUGCCACACGGGUACAGAGGCUGACAGACCAUAUGUCUUCUUGGAAUUAUGCGCUGGAAGUGCAACCUUGUCUGCAGAGGUUAAGCGUUUGGGAGUCGAGGUGCUGGCCUUUGACCACGAGUCCAACCGACAUCAAUCAAAGUGCAAGGUCCUUUGUUUGGAUCUUAGUUUGCCGCAUGCUUUCGAACGCAUUGUUGAGCUGGUGACUAAAUGCAAUGUGUUGGGCGUUCACAUGGGGCCGCCCUGCGGCACGUGCAGCAAAGCCAGAGGGAUACCUAUGCCGGAUGGAUCGGCGGGACCCCAACCGCUUAGAGAUGACAAUUAUUUGCUGGGUCUUCCAAAUCUGGGAUUUCGAGACAAACAAAGGGUAACUGCUGCAAAUAAUUUAUAUGAGAAGCUUGGUUUGCUGGUGGAGACGCUGGAGAAGAAGCUGACUUCCUUCCUUUCGAAUCGAGAUGAAUUUGGAGCAUUGUCGAGGUUCUGCCAAGACGUGGCGCCACAUGAACAUGAAAGCUGGGGCUAUGACCAUGUCAACAAAUGUUUCAACACUGCAAAAGAAUCGAUGCUGAACCUGACCUUCGGAUGUUACGAGAAGGUUGAAUUGAAAGCGAUGGAACACGUGCUGUGGAUGUUGGUUACCUUGGCCAGAUACAUGAGACACUUUGGUGAGAUCAAGUUUGUGCUUUGCGAUGGGACCCUUUUGGAAGGGCACGUGCAUCCUGCGUGGAACAAGGUUGCUUUUGGAAUGGAGGCCACGUGUGUGGACAUGAAAUCUGCCUACAAGCAGUUACCACUGAAUCCAUGCGAAUAUCACCGCACCGUGGUCAGCCUGUGGGAUGUCAAUAACAGAAAGGCAGCUUGCUUUCUAAUGCGCACCCUUCCAUUCGGUGCCACGGCAAGUGUGCAUCACUUUUUACGAGUCAGCAGUUUCAUACAUGCUGUAGGACUUCAUGCUGGUUUGUGCUGGGGAGCGUAUUUUGACGACUUCCCAACCCUGUGCAACGUAGCCAACAGGCGCAGCACCCAGUCCACCGCAUUGGGUAUUUUCGAGUUGCUGGGCUUCAAGUACAAUGACGAAAAACUGGACCCCUUUGACAAAGUGGCAUCAAUGUUGGGGGUGGAGCUUGACCUUCGAGAGAUAGACAAUGGCUUGAUCAAGGUUCAGAACAAACCUGCGAGAGUCACAGAAGUGUCGGAGUGCUUGAAUAGGAUUUUAGACAGUGGGGUUAUUGAAGCUGACUCACUGCCUUCCUAUCUGGGGAAGCUACAAUUUGCAGAAGCUCAGCUGUGGGGUCGUGCGGGUAGAAUCGCUCUUGCAGACCUGAGAGAAGCUACGCUACAUAAAACCGGAGCCUUCGCAGUCACAGAAGAAGCAAAGGAAGCCAUUGAAGUUUUGUUGGAAAGAUUCACAACUGGACGACCGAGAGAAUUGAAAGCCUCGGUGGGCACGGAUUUGAAUCGGCCCCUUUUUCUCAGGCCUAUGCCACGGGAUCGAGGCUUGCAGCUCUUGCGCUACUGGUUGUGCAAGUGUCACGAAGCUCACGGUGUGGUUGAACCCAAGUCAGAUGUGCAGGAUUCAGUGCCAGCACCACCUCCCGAGUCAGUGGAGCCAGAUGCCCCUCAGGAUGAUGAUGGGUCAGAGGCAUCGGAAGCUUCAGCGGUGAGUGAAGUCAUGGAUGAGCCAUCCGCACUUGCUCCUGAGGAGUUGAUUUUUCUGGUGAACCCAGUCACGAAGGUUGCCCAUUUGGCUAUACAAUGCUCCAGUUCGGAUCGAGCCAUGUGUUAUGAGGAUUCCAAUUUACAGCCAUAUCGUACUGGCUGUGGUGCCCGUCCCAAUGCGAUAUCCGGUGAUUUGCAAUUCACCCAUUGCUUGCCUGAAGGUUCAACUUUUGACUACUGGGUGAAGCUGCCAUGGAUUGGAUGGAGUAUCAAUGUCAAGCGUUGGGUGGUAUCUAUCACCCCGGACAAGCGUGCCAAGAUCCUGGACCAGAUUGAUUCCUUACUGAGAUCAUCUCGCUGUGAUCUGAAGACUUUGGAGUCCCUCACCGGGCGAUUGCUUUGGGUCUCAUCCCUCUGGGAAACCUUGCGACCGUUAUUGGGCCCAUUGUACCAGGCCAUGAUGACUGUGCCUUUAACUUUGGUUUCAAUUUCACCUGAGCAGUGGCCUCUUCUUCUUGAUGCCUUGCAGGAUGACCUCACACUCUCCAAAAGUUUGCAUCACCCGUCCUUGCGUAAGAAUGUGAAGGUGGUGCGUGCAGCGAGUUUCACACUCCGUGACCUUGGCCAUGCCAGAUCGUUGCACUUCAAAUCGAGACGUAUUUGGUUAGGUAUCAAUAUACCGGGUUCCAGCAAGCGAAAACUUUUGCAAGAAACCCAUGAAUCCCUUCAAGCCUGGAAGGAUGUUCUUGUUGGCACACUUUUUUUGCACAACAUGAUCCCACCGACAUACCUUCCUCUCCAAGCAUCUGCAGAUGCAUGCGCUACUCAAGGAGAGGCUGGCUUAGGUGGCAUCCUUAGACUGAAUGGGGAAGUUGCUGCUUGGUUUGCCUUCACGAUUUCACAUGCUGAAGCGAAAGACGUUUUUCCUUGGAUCUCUGACUCCAUGCAGAAGCACAUAAAUGUUUGGGAAUUACUGGGCCAAUUUGCUUUGGCGUUUUGUUUGGAUCGUGCGUUGAAGGGUCGUUGUACCCCCAUAUCUGUCACGUUUGCCUGUGACAACACAUCGGCAGAAGCUGCUCACCUGAAAGCCUUAUCUACGGCUUCGGGCAUGUGCCAUGUUUUAGCAGCUUUCUUCAGAUUUCAACGCAUUCACAACCUGGACGUUUCGAUCCAACAUAUUCCUGGCAUGUGGAACGAUGAAGCAGAUGCCCUGAGUCGUGGUAAGCACCUACCACAUUGCACUCCAGAACUCCAGGUUGAUGUCCCAUGGACCUGGCUGUGCUCAUCUCUUCCAGAACAUUCACCAUCAAACGCCAAAUUUCCGCACACUUUGUUGACCCGCUGA